AUGUAUCAACCUCAAUAUGGCGUGCCCCAACAGGGCAUGCAGCAGGUUCCAUACGGCAUGCCCGGAAUCCAGGCAGCGGCAAUGGCUGCAACGGCCGCCGCGUCUGGCUCGAACUACCCCUACAUGCACUCGGACCCAAACAUGCCCCAGACCUCACCGAGGAUGGCCGACGGCUCUAAGAAGGACAACCGCCAGUCUCCUCGGAUGAACAGCAUGUCUCAAAUACCAGGGCGGCGAAUGAGCCAAGUCACAAGUCCCGGCGUACCGACAGGCCCCGGGAUGAUGGGCCACGGCGCUCCGCGUCCCGGGGUGGCACCACCGCAGAUGCCCCCGGGCGCGGGCAUGCCGCACCCGCAAUCUCCUGAGAUGCCCUCCGGCGGCGCGGAAGAGUCGCCGCUAUAUGUCAACGCGAAGCAGUUCCAUCGCAUCCUGAAGCGGCGCGUCGCGCGGCAACGCCUGGAAGAGCAGCUGCGGCUGACAUCCAAGGGCCGCAAGCCGUACCUGCAUGAGUCGCGCCAUAACCACGCCAUGCGCCGGCCUCGCGGGCCUGGCGGCCGCUUCCUGACGGCUGAGGAAGUGGCAGCGAUGGAGCGAGACGCUAAAGGCGGCGACGACGCUGCCAAGUCGGAGGGCGGAGAUGCGGCUGCUGCCAAAUCCACGGACUCUGCAGGUACGAAGCGCAAGUCUGUAGCCGGGUCUGGGUCCCCUAAUAAGAAGUCGAAGACAAGCACCAAUAGCCCCGACGACGCCGGCGAAGACGACGGUUGA
This is a messenger RNA of Purpureocillium lilacinum, 768 nucleotides long. RefSeq names its product transcriptional activator. Gene Ontology annotation, molecular function: DNA-binding transcription factor activity, RNA polymerase II-specific. Gene Ontology annotation, biological process: regulation of transcription by RNA polymerase II. NCBI's taxonomy places the organism in Eukaryota, Fungi, Ascomycota, Sordariomycetes, Hypocreales, Ophiocordycipitaceae. The record is from RefSeq and is a predicted model, not a curated record. Gene Ontology annotation, cellular component: CCAAT-binding factor complex.